Messenger RNA from Dovyalis caffra, 300 nucleotides. NCBI's taxonomy places the organism in Eukaryota, Viridiplantae, Streptophyta, Magnoliopsida, Malpighiales, Salicaceae. The record is from the annotation of a GenBank genome assembly.
AUGGGUUCAACAGGUGAAACUCGGAUGACUCCAACUGAGUUAUCAGAUGAAGAAGCCAACAACUUUGCCAUGCAACUAGCUAGUGCUUCGGAGGAAGAAAAUAAGGUUGGGGAUGAGAAUGAGAAUGUAGGAUCACCAGAUCUUAAAAAUGCUUUUACUACACAUACUUUAAAACACAAGGAUAGAAUCAUUUCAAAUAUUUUUCGGCAAGGAAAAGCAAUACUCGAUAUUAUUCGCACGGUUAAUAAAAAUCUAAAAAACGAGGGUAAAACUAAAGAGGGCAGGCUGCGAGAGAAGUAA